Podarcis lilfordi (Lilford's wall lizard) is the source of this 186-nucleotide messenger RNA. The record is from the annotation of a GenBank genome assembly. Lineage: Eukaryota; Metazoa; Chordata; Lepidosauria; Squamata; Lacertidae.
AUGGCCUCCUCCCGCCGGGGAUUAGAGAAGUUGCAGCCUAAUUCUGAAAGGGAUCUGGCAGCGUUUACCGCAGGAGAAGCGCGGAUGACGGCGGAUCCUGCCGCUGCUUCACUUCCUCCACAGCCCGCAGUCAAGCACCGCCAUUGCCUCAGCGGCCUCCCGCGCUCCUUGGGUCCUUCCACGUAA